Phasianus colchicus (ring-necked pheasant) is the source of this 4158-nucleotide messenger RNA. RefSeq names its product kelch like family member 32 (gene KLHL32). NCBI's taxonomy places the organism in Eukaryota, Metazoa, Chordata, Aves, Galliformes, Phasianidae. The record is from RefSeq and is a predicted model, not a curated record. Gene Ontology annotation, molecular function: protein binding.
UCAAUACCAAUCUGCUUGAAGCUUGGAGAAGCUUUGCAUUAUUGCACAAAAGGCAAAAUGUACACCUGUUUAUUCUCUGAAGUGACCUUGCAGUUUUCACUGUCUGUUCUGCAGGCUGGGGACAGUGGUAUUUUAGGCUCCUUUAAUGGACACCUUAAAGAAGAACCAUUCAUCUGCUGCUGGGCUUAGCUAAAGGCCAAAAGUGUUUGGGGCAUUGUUAGCUAGAAAAGGUUUGGGAUCCUGUGAUGCGACACGCACGUAAAGUGUAAUGUGAAAGAGUUCUGGAGAUGGAGGUGGAGAUUUUGGGGAUCUGCUGCUUUUCUGUUUAGAGCAGAGAUCAGAAAACAAAAACUGACUCCUAAAGAAAUCCAGUGGCAGGAUAUGAAAUCUGCUCAAAGCAAUUCUUGAAAUAGCAGAAAAGCAAUGUUCAGGCUUGCUGAAUUGCGUGAGUGGCUCGCUAAUCAUUAGACUUCUGUUUUAACUGUCUCUCUUUCCUUUUUCUUUCUUUCUUUUCCUUAAUUUCUAGUGUGUAGCCGAAUGUUCUUCACUAUCAUGAUACCAGUUGAAGAGCAGAGGCUCCCAACUCCUCAAUGUCAGGAGGCGAGGUUGUCACUGAGCCUCACUGCAAAGCCCAGUACCACACGUGUAAAAACACACCGACGCUUUACCAUCCUAAACUGAAUCCUGGCCCCCGGCUUUGCCCAUCUGGAAACCUCUCCAACAUUAUUUCUGGUCCUAAAAUCCCUCCUCCCCCAGCCCCGCCGUCCCGAGGGACGCGCUCAGGGCUCUGCUCCAGAUCGCGAGUUAUUUCCCAGGCCGGCUCGGGCCUCCUCCCCGCCGCCCUCACUCAGGACGGCCUCGGCGGGCCCUAGCCGAGGUGGGCGCCGGGACGGAGUGCGGAGCGAGCGCCGGGACAGGGGCACCGACGGAAGCACCAACGGGGCACGGGCCCGGCCGCGGCGCCCUGCGGCUCCUCCCCGUCCCCGGCAGGUGCGGCCCAGCCGCGACGGGCUCUGCGGGGGCUCCGGGGCCGCCGCUGCGCACUGGGCGGAGCGGGGAGAGGAGGGGAGGCUGCUCGGCUCCUCCCGCUCCGCCACAGCCGCACAGCUGGGCCGGCGGCUCUGCGGCGCGGGAGCUCUUCCCUGCGGCUCGGCUGUCGGAGCGGGCUGCGGGCACCCGUCCCGAGCUGGAAUGCUUGCAGCUUUCUCUACAGGAUUAUAAGCUUUGAUGUUCAGAAGAGCAAAACUGAAAGAUGCCAUCUGAGAGGUGCCUGAGCGUUCAAGAAAUGUUGACAGGUCAGAGGCUUUGUCAGUCGAGCUCCCAUAAUGAUGCUGUUCUGGCAGCCCUGAACCAACAAAGAAGUGAUGGCAUACUUUGCGAUAUCACCCUUAUUGCUGAAGAGCAGAAAUUCCAUGCACAUAAGGCAGUCUUGGCAGCCUGUAGUGACUACUUUCGAGCAAUGUUCAGUCUCUGCAUGGUUGAAAGUGAAGCUGAUGAGGUGAAUUUGCAUGGCGUCACAAGCCUAGGUUUAAAACAAGCCCUGGACUUUGCAUAUACUGGACAGAUCCUUUUGGAGCCAGGGGUGAUACAGGAUGUGUUAGCAGCUGGGAGUCAUUUGCAGCUGCUGGAGCUUCUCAGUUUAUGUUCUCAUUAUCUCAUACAGGAAUUAAAUAGUUUUAAUUACUUGGACCUGUAUAAGCUUGCGGACCUCUUCAACCUCACUUUGUUGGAGAAUGCAGUGGUUGACUUCUUAGUAAAACAUCUCUCUGAGCUAUUGAAGAGUCAUCCUGAAGAAGUUCUGGCACUCCCAUACUGUCUCCUUCGAGAGGUUUUUAAAAGUGAUAGACUCACUUCACUCAGUGAAGAACAAAUCUGGCAGUUGGCUGUAAGGUGGUUGGAGCACAACUGCCACUACCAGUACAUGGAUGAACUUCUCCAGUAUGUCCGCUUUGGCCUUAUGGAUGUGGAUACACUGCAUGCUGUAGCUCUUUCUCAUCCUCUCGUCCAAGCUAGUGAAACUGCAACAGCGCUUGUUAAUGAGGCCUUGGCUUACCACCAGAGCAUCUAUGCACAGCCAGUUUGGCAAACCAGAAGGACAAAACCCCGCUUCCAGUCAGACACUCUUUACAUUAUUGGUGGAAAAAAGCGUGAAAUCUGUAAAGUGAAGGAACUGCGCUACUUCAACCCGGUCGAUCAGGAGAAUGUUCACAUUGCAGGGAUCGCGAACUGGAGUGAGCUUGCACCAAUGCCCAUGGGGAGAAGCCACCACUGCGUUGCUGUCAUGGGAGACUUUCUGUUUGUGGCGGGUGGGGAAGCUGAGCACUCCACGGGACGCACCUGUGCCGUGAGGACUGCCUGUCGCUAUGACCCCCGAACCAACUCCUGGGCAGAGAUAGCUCCCAUGAAGAACUGCCGGGAGCACUUUGUGCUCGGAGCAGUGGACGAAUACCUAUAUGCAGUAGGAGGCAGAAAUGAGUUGCGUCAAGUCCUACCUACUGUAGAACGCUAUUGUCCCAAGAAGAACAAGUGGACCUUUGUACAGUCGUUUGACCGAUCGCUUUCAUGCCAUGCAGGAUACGUGGUGGAUGGUCUUCUUUGGAUAUCAGGAGGAGUAACAAAUACUGCACAGUAUCAAAACAGGCUCAUGGUCUAUGAUCCCAAGCAGAACAAGUGGUUAAGCCGUAGCCCAAUGCUGCAGAGGAGAGUGUAUCACUCCAUGGCUGCAGUCCAAAGGAAACUCUAUGUGCUAGGUGGGAAUGACCUGGACUACAACAAUGAUCGGAUCCUGGUUCGGCACAUAGACUCCUACAGCAUUGAUGCUGACCAGUGGACACGAUGCAGCUUCAACAUGUUGACAGGUCAAAAUGAGUCUGGAGUUGCGGUCCACAAUGGUAGAAUAUAUUUAGUUGGCGGCUAUUCAAUUUGGACAAAUGAGCCUCUGGCAUGUAUCCAGGUACUGGAUGUCAGCAAGGAAGGGAAGGAAGAAGUUUUCUAUGGGCCCACGCUGCCGUUUGCUUCCAAUGGGAUAGCAGCAUGCUUUCUUCCAGCUCCCUAUUUCACGUGCCCCAACCUUCAGACCCUGCAAGUGCCUCACCAUAGAAUGGGCACAAUGUGAGAUGAAGAACGUGUCGUCAUCAACAGUGGCAUGCGGAGGGCGAAAAUCAAACCCCCUGUAUGGAAGGGGUCUUUGGAUCUGCAAAAAGAAUCCACCCCCAUGGGCUGCUGCUUUACUGUCACACAUUUGUCUUAAUGUCGGACCACGAUAGGCAGGAAGGAGGCUACAAAACCCUUGGUAUCUCUCCUCUGCCUCAGCUGCAGAGGUGUAUACAUGAGAGCAUUUUGCAUUUCUGGUGACUACUUGCUGCCUGUCUCUAUAUAAUUCCAUUAUGCAACUCAUAAGGCAUUGUGAUGCUCCUGGCUCCUCCCUGGGCUGCUAUUCUUUGGAGUCUGCACUUUCUGUUGUUCACUAAGGGCACUUUCAAAGACGACAGGAAGUACUGUUUGUGUUGAAAAGAUGGUAUAAUACUGUGGUAAUUAUGCAACUUACUUGAUACCUUUGGCAAAAAGAAUAACAAAUGUGUUGACUUCCAAUUCCAAACUCCAUUGUUUACAGUUUCUCAUUUAAUUGUAUUUCAUUUUAAAUUUAAAUACUGUGAAGCAGAUUAAAACAAAAAUAAAAACCAAACAAGCCCUAUAGUAUCUGAAGAAUACGUGAAAAUUUGCAAAAGACAGAGAAGCUGAGGCUUCACAAUUAAGUGCAAGUCUGAACCAAAUAUGUUUGUUUGAGAGUCUAAAAAUCAUGUGGGAUGUCUUUUACCAAGGUCUGCUAUCAAAUAAAUGUUACCUUCAGUCACGUGAUCAAUUCCUCCCGACAUCUGCUGUCUUUUAAUGGUGGAGAACAGCCUCUUUACUGUGUAAUUAAAAUAUGCCAUUUACUUAAUAUUUUUAAUAUUCAGUUUGUAAGGGGUCACCACAUUUACAAUUAUCAACAAAUGGUCUCAUUUUGUCCAACAUAUGGUCCCACAAAUCACUGGUCUCCAGAGGCUAAACAGCUGUAUAACAAUGUCAAUAUUUAUUUAUUCCUGGGGUUUUUAUGGUGUGUCUCCCUUCCAUACUCAGGCAUAUGCCACUUCACAAUAAAUACUCUAACCUGUUAUA